This is a messenger RNA of Salpingoeca rosetta, 351 nucleotides long. RefSeq lists its product as uncharacterized. The transcript has a single exon. The record is from RefSeq and is a predicted model, not a curated record. Lineage: Eukaryota; Choanoflagellata; Craspedida; Salpingoecidae. The coding region runs from base 1 to 351 and encodes 116 amino acids.
AUGGCUGAAAUACAACAACCAGCGUCGCACGCCGUCGUUUUGGGAACUCGUUCACACACACCUCUCGAGCCUAGACAACCUUCAACCAACAACAACAAGCAACAAGGCAGCAAACACACGUCCUCCAAGACGCAAGGCGUGGUCUCCUGCUGGGCCAACCGAAGGCUCCGGGCAGCCGAAUUGGUUGGUUUGGUGUUGCUCAUUCAUCCACCACCGCUCCGCAAUUGCAACCCACCUCUAGCCGUCCUUCCUUGCUUGGAACGAACGAACCGAACCAACACGGAUACAGGCACCACCAGCACCACCCAGCCACCACCAUCAGCGGCUGAGCGACCAGAACAAGCAAGCUGA